GUAGUCACUCCUGUUUGCUCAGGAGGCGGUAACUUCCUCCAAACGUUUCCUGCGAUUCCAACGCUCCUAAAGUUGAGUGAAGUUUAGUUCGUUCGUAGUUUGUUUUUGUUUUUUUUUGUUGGUGUUUCUCUUGUUUGGUUUGUCUUUCCGUUCUGCCUGUUUUCUGUCUUAUUUUAAUAUAAACCCCGGUCCUUUCUUCGACACCUGGUCCGCCGCUGCUCGCUCCACUCUCAGGGAGGAUUCCUGGAUUUCCUCGGCGGACAUGGACUGGGGAACCGAUCUGUGGGACCAGUAUGAUGUCAUCGACAAACACACCCAGUCAGGCCUGGACUUGGUGGAGCGCUACAUCAAGUUUGUGAAGGAGCGGACGGAGAUAGAGCAGAGCUACGCCAAGCAGCUCAGGAGUCUGUCAAAGAAGUACGCCAAAAGAGGGAGCAGAGAGGAGCAGGACUGCAGGUUCAGUAACCACAGCUCCUUCCAGGAGAUCCUGAAUGAACUGAAUGAUUACGCCGGACAGCGGGAGCUCAUCGCCGAGAACAUGAUGACCAGCAUCUGUGUGGAGCUCACCAAGUACCUGCAGGAGCUGAAACAGGAACGGANCCAGCACCUGUCAGACGCCAAGAAGGCCCAGCAGAACCUGGAGAGCAGCUUCAAACAUCUAGAAAGUACCAAGAAGCGUUUCGCCAAGGAGUGGGCCGAGGCCGAUAAAGCCACGCAACAGGCGGAAAAAAUCGAAAACGACGUGAACGCCACCAAGCUGGACGUGGAAAAGGCCAGACAGCACUCCCACGCCCGCGUGCACACAGCGGAGGAGUGCAGGAACAGCUACGCAGCCGAGCUGCAGAAAUACAACAAGGAGCAGAACUACUUUUACUACACGGAGACGCCGCAGCUCUUCAACAAACUGCAGGACAUGGAGGAGCGCAGGAUCCGGCAGCUGGCAGCAGGAUACUGCCAGUUCUCAGACGUAGAAAAGAAGGUGCUGCCCAUCAUCUGCAAGUGUUUGGACGGAAUAUCUGCAGCAGGAACGAAAAUCAAUGAGAAACAGGACUCCAUGCUGUUUAUAGAGCAGCACAAGUCGGGUUUCCAGCGACCUGGAGACGUGGACUUUGAAGACUACAGCCAGGGAAUUAAACCCGCAACUUCUGAUUCCAGCCUCCACCCACCUAAAGCCCGUACCAAGCUCUGGCCUUUCAGCAAGAAGAACAAGCCGACAGCUGCAGAAGAUUUUUCUCACCUUCCUCCGGAGCAGAGGAAGAAAAGGCUGCAGGGGAAAAUCGAGGAGAUCUCCAAGGAGCUGCAGAAGUCACAGGAUGAAAGUGAGGCGCUGGAGAAGAUGAAGGGAGUGUACGAGCAGGACUCCCAGUUAGGAGACCCGGCCAGUCUGGAGCCGCAGAUCACAGAGACCGCCCAGAACAUCGGCCGCCUGAAGGGGGAGCUAGCCAAAUACGAGUCGUGGCUGUCAGAGGCCGUGGGGGGGGAGGAAACCUCCAACACCAUCAACAACAACAACAGUCAACACAGUAUCUCCAGUGGAGCUGCUAACCCGACCCAGAACAUCUACACAGACUUUGAUGAUGACUUUGAGGAUGUAGAGACUCCUAUUGGCCAGUGCACGGCGCUGUACACCUUUGAAGGCAACAGCGAGGGCACCAUCUCCAUCACAGAGGGAGAGCUGCUGAGUGUGAUGGAGGAAGACAAAGGAGACGGAUGGAUGAGAGUUCUCAAAGCCGGUGGAGAGGAGGGAUAUAUACCGUCCUCCUACGUCAAACACUCCUCAUAAACACACACACACACACACACACACACACUGUUUGUACAGAAUCCCAUCAUAUGAUUCGUGGAGGCAGGCUGCAGGAGAACACACACUCCCUGUCUGUGGUCAGUGCAGCAGCAGGCUCUGGUCACAGACGGCCUCUCUGCUCCUUCAGACCAAACUCUUGAAUGUUUCUCUGAACUUUGGACGUCUCAACAGUAGGUGGCGACUUUUCCAACAUAUUCUUCAUCUGGGUAGCCUCACUCUUUUCUAUUUUUCAUCAGCGUCUCCGCCCACUUCAUUCACCUGCUGAGCCUCAGCUGCAGUACCAGCCUCCACCACCGACAUGAAAAUGUGAUUUUAUAUCUGUGUUUUAACUGGAUGGAAACCACUACGAUAUGGAACGUGCACUUCAUACAUGAUCUGUCAGUUGACUGUCAGUGGUUGAUGUUUGAAUCUUUUAAUAUUUAACUCAUUAACUCACCCAUUUUACAUUAGACUGGUUAUAGAUUGUUUUUUCUUGAAUUAUGGGGGGGGGGUGUUUAUGUUGGAGGGAGUGGACUGUGUUUGACCUGCCGUCUCAUCAAGGAUGAGGUUUCUGUGAUAGAAGAGUCAGACUUUAACACUUUUGUUCUGAAUUCAUCCCGUGCUUCGUGCUGCAGGUGGAGACGAGGGUGGAGCUGUGUUGAAGUGUCUGUGAUGAUGUUUGACUCCACAGGUUCAACCUGUUCCUCUGUUGGUUCACAGUAAACCACGUACAAAUCACA
Messenger RNA from Cynoglossus semilaevis (tongue sole), 2523 nucleotides. It is a transcript of the gene trip10b, whose product is annotated as thyroid hormone receptor interactor 10b. Bases 263 to 1783 code for a protein of 506 amino acids. Lineage: Eukaryota; Metazoa; Chordata; Actinopteri; Pleuronectiformes; Cynoglossidae. Gene Ontology annotation, molecular function: protein binding. The record is from RefSeq and is a predicted model, not a curated record. The transcript has 14 exons. Gene Ontology annotation, biological process: signal transduction.